Messenger RNA from Aspergillus homomorphus CBS 101889, 2932 nucleotides. RefSeq names its product non-ribosomal peptide synthetase. The transcript has 2 exons. Bases 58 to 2814 code for a protein of 918 amino acids. The record is from RefSeq and is a predicted model, not a curated record. NCBI's taxonomy places the organism in Eukaryota, Fungi, Ascomycota, Eurotiomycetes, Eurotiales, Aspergillaceae. Gene Ontology annotation, biological process: secondary metabolic process; biosynthetic process. Gene Ontology annotation, molecular function: CoA-ligase activity.
UCGCGUCUUGCUUUAUGCCUCAACCUCAAACCCUCAUUCUCCCCCUUCACAAUCCUCAUGACAGACACAAUGUCUUUCCGAAAUCUUCAACAUCUAUUAGAGACCGUCGCUGCUAGAGAAGGCAGCGGCAAUGUCAUUUCAUACCCACUCGGCAACCUGAACGAGCCCAGAGUCUUCUCUUACAGCCAGCUAUUCAUGCUGGCCUUGAAGGCUUCCUGGGCAUUACGCUCACGAGAAGACUUCCGGCCUGGAAGUGUCGUUUUGCUUCACUUCAACACCCACUGGGAUAUGAUUGUAUGGUUCUGGGCUGUACUUUUUGUUGGGUGUCUUCCUGCCUUGUCAAUUCCUUUCUCUAACAACCCUUCACACCGCACUGCACAUCUCGAACACUUGUCCAAAAUGCUCAACAACCCCAUUUGUCUGACACGAGCCGAGCUCUUGCCGGAGUUCGGGGGGCAAGAAGCCAUCGACCCCAUAGCAGUGGAGUCGCUAGACAUGGAAAAUGCUCCGCCAAUAGAGUCCUCAGAGAUCUGUAGAGAUUCAGAUCCGAGUGACAAUGCAGUACUCAUGCUCACAUCCGGUAGCACGGGAAAUUCAAAAGCCGUAUGUCUGAGCCAUGGGCAGAUCCUGGCAGCUGUCACGGGCAAGUAUUGGGUUGUUGAGCUGCCGGAGAAGACUUCAUUCAUGAAUUGGAUCGGUCUCGAUCACGUUGCUGCGAUGAUUGAGAUCCACCUUCAAGCAUUAUACAGGCGAACAGACCAAAUCCACGUCCAAGCUCCCGAUGUCCUCUCAAAUCCCAUUGCUUUCAUCGACCUGAUCGACAAGCACCGUGUCUCGAGGACAUUUGCCCCCAACUUCUUCCUCGGCAAGAUUCGCGUGACAAUCAAGAGCCAGGGAGAAUCCGUCCAGCGCAACUGGGACCUAAGCUGCCUGAGAUAUAUUGCAUCUGGCGGGGAAGCCAACGUGACCAAGACCUGCGAGGAGGUCGCCAAGCUGCUGGAGGAGCACGGUGCGCCUGCUAAUGCUAUCAUUCCUGGAUUUGGCAUGACUGAGACCUGUGCCGGUGCCAUCUUCAACACCGAUUUUCCCCGGUAUGAUGUCCAGAGAUCCUCCGAAUUCGCCUCCGUGGGCUCCUGCAUGCCUGGUAUCAGCAUGAGGAUAUCUGACGGGGAUAACAACCCCGUGGCGGCAGGCGAGAUUGGGUCUCUCGAGGUGUCCGGCCCAGUCGUCUUUAAAGAAUACUUCAACAACCCGACGGCGACUGUAGAAGCUUUCACCACAGAUGGCUGGUUCCGAACCGGCGACAAGGGGGUCAUCGAUGAGGCUGGUAACCUCACGCUCGUCGGCCGAGCCAAGGAGACCAUGAUCGUCAACGGCAUUAACUACUACCCCCACGAGAUCGAGAGCGCUCUGGACGAAGCCAACAUCCCCGGUCUCACACGCAGUUUCAACUGCUGCUUCUCCUCCUUCCCGCCCGGAGGCGAUACCGAAGAGAUCAUCGUCGUUUACCUGCCCACCUACGCCCCCGAAGACAUGAUUACCCGGGUACAGACCACCGACGCGAUGUCCAAGGUCGUCAUGAUGUCCACCGGCUGUCGCCCCAAGCUUCUUCCCCUCGACCGAUCGUUGCUGCAGAAGUCCGCCCUCGGCAAGCUGUCCCGCGCGAAGAUAAAGACCGCCUACGAGAAGGGCGACUACCAGACCUACCUCGAAAUCAACGAGGAGAUGGUGAAGCUCUACCGCCGAGUCACCCGCAAGGACCCGAAGGACCAGCUGGAGCAGCAGCUCCUCUCCAUCUUCACCACAUCCCUAGGCCUCCCGGCAGGCGACUUCGACGUGCAGACCCCCAUCUUCGACAUGGGCAUCACGUCGAUCGAGCUAAUCAAGCUCAAGAAGAACAUCGAGGAGCACCUCGACCUAAUGCAGGAGCUCCCGAUGAUCACGCUCAUGACGAACAGCACAGUACGCGACCUGGCCACCGCCCUGCACGACCUCCAGCAGAAGCACGAAUACAACCCGAGCCCGCUGUGGCUGGUGCACCCGGGCGUAGGCGAGGUGCUCGUGUUCCUCAACCUAGCCAAAUUCCUCAUCGACCGGCCCGUGUACGCGCUGCGAGCCCGCGGCUUCAACGACGGCGAGGCCCCGUUCGAGACGAUCGAGGAGGUCGUCACGACCUACCACGCAGCCAUCAAGCGCGAGCAGCCCGAGGGGCCCUACGCACUGGCAGGGUACUCGUACGGGUCCAUGCUCGCCUUCGAAGUAGGCAAGGUGCUCGAGAGCCACGGCGACGAGGUGCGCUUCCUGGGCUCGUUCAACCUGCCGCCGCACAUCAAGACCCGCAUGCGCCAGCUCGACUGGAAGGAAUGCCUGCUGCAUCUGUCCUACUUCCUGGAUCUGAUCACGGAGGCCCGCUCGCGCGAGCUCUCCACGGAGCUCCAGGCAGGGUCCCGCGAUGACGCCCUCACCCGUGUCAUGCAGGAGGCCGACCAGUCCCGCCUGGCCGAGCUCGCGCUGUCCGAGUCCGCCCUCGUCAAGUGGGUCAGUCUGGCCUUCUCGCUGCAGAGCAUGGCCAUCGACUACGACCCCUCCGGCGAUAUCGCUGGCUUGGACGUCUUUUACUGUAUCCCGCUCGCCGUCGUCGCCUCGUCCAAGAAGCAGUGGCGAGAGGAGCAGUUGAGCAAGUGGGAGGACUUUACCCGCUCGCCGCCGCGCUUCCAUGAUGUCGGCGGUGCCCAUUAUACCAUGUUGAGCCCUGACCACGUCUUUGGCUUCCAGAAAACGUUGCGUGCUGCGCUGGAUGCCCGGGGCCUGUAAGGUUGGGUUUCUGGUCAGAAAUUUCUUGGGGAUUGAGGAUGUACGUUUGAGUAGGUCCGGGGUAGACCUGACGUGCGUAUAGAUGACAGAGUAGAUAUUGUGUCAAAUUGAAUAUAUG